AUGGGUUACAUUUAUGAAGCAAUGGAUAAGGCCAAAGAAGCAAUUCAAAUUACAUUUCGUGGAAUUGGAAAAGAAGAUAAGUAUAGAGAGAUUAUAGCUAUCAUUGAUAAAAAAUGGGAUUGUCAACUUCAUCAUCCUUUGCAUGCAAUUGGGCAUUAUCUUAACCCUCAAUAUUUUUAUUCUAAUCCAAAGCUUGAUGAAGAUUUAGAAGUGGUUAAUGGUUAUUUAAAAUGCUUCGAGAGACUAACUGCCAAUGAGGAUGAGAUGAACCAGGUUAUGGAUGAAUUGGAACUAUAUAAGAAAGCUCAGGGUCUCUUUGGCAUGGACUCGGCCAAAAGACAAAGGGAUAAAUUCAAUGGUGGGGGACGUAUGAAAAAAAUUGCCAUUAAAGUAUUGAGUCUGACUUGUAGCUCUUCAAGAUGUGAACAUAAUUGGAGUAUUUUUGAGCAUAUUCAUUCCAAGAAGCGAAGUAGACUUGAUAAUCAGAAGUUUUGCAGGACUUGCCGUGAUUUGAUUGAUCCCAUUCUCCUAAAUGGUUUUGAUGAAAGCAAUGAAUGGUUGGUGGGAGAUAUGGGUGGAGAUGGGGAACAUAAUGAGAAUAAAGUUGUAUUUGAGGGUGAUACCUUGACUUGGGUGACAUUGCAAAUGUAA
Gastrolobium bilobum is the source of this 651-nucleotide messenger RNA. RefSeq lists its product as uncharacterized. NCBI's taxonomy places the organism in Eukaryota, Viridiplantae, Streptophyta, Magnoliopsida, Fabales, Fabaceae. The transcript has 4 exons. The record is from RefSeq and is a predicted model, not a curated record. Gene Ontology annotation, molecular function: protein dimerization activity. Bases 1 to 651 code for a protein of 216 amino acids.